This is a messenger RNA of Prorocentrum cordatum, 1434 nucleotides long. The record is from the annotation of a GenBank genome assembly. Lineage: Eukaryota; Dinophyceae; Prorocentrales; Prorocentraceae.
CCGUAGCCAUUUUGGCUCAAGGAUCGGCGGCCCAGCCCGGCCGCGGUGCACCGGCGAGACCGCGCGCUUCAGGGGCUGGCGGCGAUGGGUGCCAACAACUGCAGCGGCACUCCGUGCUGCGCGAAGGGACCUGCUGGUCAAGACGACAUCUCGAGCGACAAGCCGACGCAGUACCCAGGACCGAAUGGCCUGUCGGACAGCAAGGAGUCUCCCUGGCCCGCAGGCCCUCAGGCUACCAAGGGCGGCUCCGGCGACGACGAGACGGAGACCUACGAGGAUGGGUCCAGCUACAAGGGCAAGCUGGUGCAGGGCAGGCGGCACGGCCACGGCACCUGGAGCUCCUCCACCGAGACGUACCAGGGCCAGUGGAAGCACGACCAGCGGGACGGGAGCGGCCAGCAGAAGUGGCAGGACGGCCGCAUGUACGACGGCCAGUUCAAGGAGGGCAAGUUCCAUGGUCACGGCCGCAUGGAGUGGAAUAUGAAGAAUGGCCUCAUGGUAUACGAGGGUCAGUACGUUGACGACCUGAAAGACGGCAAGGGCAAGUACACCUGGCCCGAUGGCCGGGCGUACGACGGCGAGUGGAAGAAGGGGCAGCGCUGGGGCAAGGCGAUCUACACCAACAUCGAGGGCAGGACGCGAGAAGGCCUGUGGAAGGAGGACAAGGUCGUCUCGUGGCUGGACGGGUCGGAGGGUGCCUCCCAGAAGUAGGGCGCUUCGCCCCCGCGGGCUGCGGCGCUCGCCGCUCGGCCUUCGGCGCGCUGCUGCGCCUGGCGCGCGCCCUCUGCGCGCUCUCCUCCCCCUCCUCCUCCAGCUUUCUUCUUUCUCCGCUCCUUCAUGGAUCCUUGGGCCCACGCAGUGCUUCCCCUUCACGUGGUUCCCCCGCGCUCGCCGCACAACCCACAGAGAAGACUUCCGCGGCGAGCGCUGCGAACUCUUUAUCAUUUAUUGCCCGUCGCUGUCGUCCAUGUGGCGAUGACCGUCCUUGGAAGACGGCGGGCGGCCGUGGUCCGUCCGAUGAUGACGGGGCUGACUGCGCAGGGUUUUGCAAACGCUGGUGCCUCGUGUCGCCGAGCCUGUGCCGAGCUCGCGACCGAGUGCUGCACAUUCCGAAUUCGCGGCGCUUUUCCUGCGGCACCUCUGAGCAUCCAGAGCGCAUGCUCGCAGAUCGCCAGCAAGGUGGGCAAGGAGGGAUCGUGACGAAGGAAAGCAAAAGGCAGAUCUGCGGUUCAGAGCGAGCGCUGUGGUUGGUUGCCUCGGCCAGGUGCCCAUUUGAUGUAUUCUAUUGUCGUCAGGCCUCCAGUGCGUUCUUGUCCUCCGCCCUUGGGGGAAGGCUGUGUCGCCCUCCCUCCCAGAGGGAGCGCAGACCUGGCCAGCGACGAAGAUGCCAAAUGCACUCUGAGUGCGCCCUUGCGUGGCGGAAGCCUGCGAGAA